Messenger RNA from Colletotrichum chrysophilum, 2604 nucleotides. RefSeq lists its product as uncharacterized. The transcript has a single exon. Gene Ontology annotation, molecular function: protein binding; RNA binding. Gene Ontology annotation, cellular component: nucleolus. Lineage: Eukaryota; Fungi; Ascomycota; Sordariomycetes; Glomerellales; Glomerellaceae. Bases 1 to 2604 code for a protein of 867 amino acids. Gene Ontology annotation, biological process: ribosomal small subunit biogenesis. The record is from RefSeq and is a predicted model, not a curated record.
AUGCCUCCCAAGCAGCUUUCUCUGCCGCCGAAGCUCCUCCAAGAGAUUGGGGCUCCGGGCGAGCCCAGUGCCUCUCGAUCUCGCGGGCGGUGGAAAAGCCAAGAUCAGAACAGGAAGGACCGUCGCAAAUUUGAAAGACAGUCCAAGAAGCAGCGCCAAUCCCUAUUUUUACAGGAUUCGCAUUCAACCAAACGCCACUAUGCACGGGGGCCAGAGAAUGAGGAUAACGAUGACGAUGACGACGCUGGUGGUUUGAACGACGCAGACCGUCGCGCCGACAGCCACCUACAGACGAUAGAACCGCGCGCAUCACCGCUGUCUGCCUCCAAGAAGCGCAAGAGGAGCUCUCCCGAGUAUGCCGACGAUGUCAAGGGCGAACAGCCCGCCAUGAAACAACCUUCGCGUGCCGUUCGCGACCGGCUAGCCCAAGACAAUGCUGAGAUCGAGCAACUUGAACGGAAGUUGGGGCUUAGAAAGGGUCGGAAAUCACUGCCCCAGGCCUUUAAAGAUGACGGAUUGGUGGACCUGCUUGGCGAUUUAAGUAACGGCAGCGGCGAGGAGGAGGAAACGAAGCAGACCAGUGAAUACAAGCAAUGGCUUGCGCACAAGCGGAUGAACGCGAACCGAUCUCGAAACGAUGCGGCAUAUGUUGCAGAAAGCGGUGAAGAUGACAGAGUCUUCGACCAAGGCGACGAGCCAUCGGAGGACGAUGAUUUGAGCGAUUCAGCAGAGGAGAGUGACAAGGAUAUUAAUGAUGACGAUGCGGAAGGCGUCAACGAUGACGACUUGGGUGACCAGCAAUCUUUUGUUGGUUUCGGUUCAGAUUCGGAGGAGAUGCCAACAGCUCCUAGACGGGUCAGGGAAAAUCCAUAUUUGCCACCAGUGGCUGCUGGCACACAGUCCUCAAAGUACAUACCGCCAUCAAUGCGAGCCAGAGUGGGAGGCGACACCAACCUCGAGGCCCAGAUUCGCAGAAAGUUGCAGGGUCCCGUCAACAGAGUUGCAGAAGCAAACUUGGUAUCGAUUGUCGGUGAGAUUGAGAAAGUCUACCGUGAUUAUCCAAGAGGCCAUACGAACAGCAUUUUGACGGAACUACUGAUGGCUCAGAUUUGCGACCCCACAAGCAAACCCGACACCCUUUUACUUCUGUCCGCUGGUUUUGUCGCUGCUCUUUAUAAGGUCAUCGGCAUUGACUUUGCGGCACACUUCCUGACGACAUCGGUGGAGCGGUUUCAACAAGAGAGGAAGAAGGCGACGACCGCCGCUAGCCAGCAACAGGUUCCCACAAAAGAGACAUCCAAUUUGAUUACAGUCCUCGCGGAGACGUACAUUUUUCGCGUCAUUGGCAGCAAUCUUAUGUUCGACGUUGUGCGGCUUCUACUGGGCGACCUCUCAGAGCUGAACGCUGAGCUCUUGCUGCGGGUCGUUCGCGUAGCUGGGCCCCAAUUGCGAAAAGAUGACCCGUUGGCCCUCAAAGACAUUGUCAGCCUGAUGCGUCCUGCAGUCGCUAAGAUUGGGGAGAGUAACGUCACGGUCCGGACGAAAUUCAUGAUCGAGACUAUCAGCGACCUCAAGAACAACAAACUGAAGGCCGGCACACAGGACUUCGUCAUUCUCAACGACCAUGUCACACGCAUGAAAAAGGUUCUGGGUUCACUUGAUACUCAGAAGCUGAAGGCCACGGAACCACUACGAAUUGGCUUACGGGAUAUCGAAAAUGCGGAUAAGACCGGCAAAUGGUGGCUUGUGGGGGCCAGCUGGGCUGGCGUAGGACCUUCAGAGGCGGACGUCCAGAAUACUCGCGGUUUCACGAAGAAUACGGACGACGGCCAUGACUUUACUGACGAGGGUGACGCCAUUGUGGUCGCCGAUGCCGACGAUCUCAUAACCCUCGACUAUGCACAGCUUGCGCGAGAACAAGGCAUGAAUACGGAUGUUCGGCGUGCGAUUUUCGUUGCCCUCGUUGCGGCAGCUGACUAUCAGGACGCAUACAUGCGCAUUCUGAAGCUCAAACUCAACAAGUACAAUAAACGCGAGGUGCCGAAUGUGCUCAUCCAAUGCUCUGGAGCGCAGCAGCACUAUAACCCUUACUACACCCUUGUAGCUAAGAAGUUCUGUAGUGACUCGCGCAUCAAGUACGCGUUCCAAGACACAAUAUGGACCCUUUUUCGACGGCUCGGCGAGCCGUUAUUCGGGCAGGAACCAGAGGAUGAGGAUGAGGAGGCCACGGACGAUCGCAGGCUUAUCAACACAGCCAAGAUGAUGGGCAGCCUGGUUGCUGAUGGUUCUGUGAGUCUCGGUGUUCUCAAAGCCCUGAAUCUUGCCUACGUAAAGAACACGACAAGUCUUUUCGUCGAAGUAUUGCUCAUCACUGUGCUUCAAGAGUGCAGUCGGGCCAAAGACAGGACUCUAGAGCAGGCUCUCGGGGUGGCGUUUAGCAGCGGGCUGGCGCCCGAGCUCGCUCGAAGCAUUGCAUACUUCUUGCGGGAAAAGGUGCGAGAUACAGAUCUUGUAGACGGCAAGAAAGACGCCAGGAGGGUGAAAUUGGCUUGCAAGGCUGCUGAAGUGCUUUUACGAAGGCCUACAAACGAUGAUCACAGGUAG